Balaenoptera acutorostrata (minke whale) is the source of this 5563-nucleotide messenger RNA. RefSeq names its product SPT2 chromatin protein domain containing 1 (gene SPTY2D1). Gene Ontology annotation, biological process: regulation of DNA-templated transcription; nucleosome assembly. Bases 124 to 2310 code for a protein of 728 amino acids. Gene Ontology annotation, molecular function: DNA binding; histone binding. NCBI's taxonomy places the organism in Eukaryota, Metazoa, Chordata, Mammalia, Artiodactyla, Balaenopteridae. The transcript has 6 exons. The record is from RefSeq and is a predicted model, not a curated record. Gene Ontology annotation, cellular component: nucleolus.
UGUGCAGGGGAGGGGUGGGAGAGGGGCUGGGCAGGCAGUUCAUUCGGCUGUUGCUGGUCGCCUCGCUAAGGCGGAGAUUCCGUCUUCUCCGAGAGGCUGGCCCAGUCCUCCGCCUCGGCCAGAAUGGACUUCAGGGAAGUUCUCCUGAUAGCUUCCAAAGCACAAGGUGUCAACAACGUGCCGAAAAGAUACAGUUUGGCAGUGGGUCCUCCCAAAAAAGACCCCAAAGUUAAGGGUGUCCAGUCGGCAGCUGUCCAGGCUUUUCUCAGAAGAAAAGAAGAAGAGCUCAGACGAAAAGCUUUGGAAGAGAAAAGGAGAAAAGAAGAAUUAGUGAAAAAGCGAAUUGAGCUAAAACAUGACAAGAAAGCAAGAGCUAUGGCCAAGAGGACAAAGGAUAAUUUCCAUGGUUACAAUGGGAUUCCUGUUGAGGAGAAGUCAAAGAAGAGGCAGGCAAUGCAAACACACACUAGCCAGGGAACAGACCAAGAGUUUGAGAUGGAAGAAGAGGAUGAAUUCUUAGAAUACAAUCAAGCAGAGUCAGAGCAAGAGUAUGAGGAAGAGCAAGAACUUCCCAAAGCUGAAAGCAAGCCAAAGGUCCCCCUUAAAAGUGCCCCACCACUCAUGAACUUCAAUGAUCUACUCAGGCUGGCCGAGAAAAAGCAGUACGAACCGGUGGAGAUAAAGGUAGUGAAGAAGACAGAAGAGCGGCCUAUGACUGCAGAAGAACUUAGGGAGCGAGAAUUCCUUGAACAAAAGCGGAGGAAAAGGAAACCUGAGACAGAUGCAAGAUUACCACCAACCAGAAAAGUACCCUCUCAGAAAGAAAGUGUGGGCACAAAACUUAGCAAAGGUUCUGGAGACACGCAUCCUUCUUCCAAGGGUACUCCCCUUCCUUAUGCUGAGAAGAAAUCCAGACCCAGCACAGCUAAUGAGAAACACUUGCGUUUAUCCUCAUCCAAAUCCAUGCCAGGAGAAAGGACCAAAGUAGUAUCUGGCAGUUGCGCCCAACCCUUGCCUUGUGAGGGCCGUGACAGACCUGUUUUCAAUGGGGCUGGAAAGCCCCACUCCAGCACCUGUUCACCAAGUAUCCCAAAGACUUCUGCUAAAGGGACUCCAAAAUCUGCUACUGAGCACAAAGCCAAAAAAUCUCCUCAUCCUAGCCGUUCCAGGCCUGGACCCAUGGUCACCCCACACGAUAAGGCCAAGAGUCCAGGUGUCAGGCAGCCAGGCAGCAGCUCCAGCUCAGCCCCUGGGAGGCCUAGCACAGGGACUGCUCGGCCCACGGUUAGUUCUGGCCCCGUGCCCAGGCGCCAGAAUGGCAGCUCCAACUCAGGACCCGAGCGAUCAGUCAGUGGGACCAGGAAGCCAACCAGUGACUUAAAUCCCCCAGGACGGACAGUCAGUGGUACAAGUGGCCUUGGUCGACCUGCAGGCAGCUCAGGUUGCUCUGAGCGACCUACCAGUGGCUCCGGUGGUUCUGGGCGGCCUGUGGGUAGCUCUGGUGGCCUUGGGCGGCCUAUGGGCAGCUCUGGUGGCCCUGGGUGGCCUGUGGGCAGCUCUGGUGGCCUUGGGCGGCCUAUGGGCAGCUCUGGUGGCCCUGGGCGGCCUGUGGGUAGCUCUGGUGGCCUUGGGCGGCCUAUGGGCAGCUCUGGUGGCCCUGGGCGGCCUGUGAGCAGUCCACAUGACCUUCGACGACCAGUGAGUGGCUCAGGGGCCCCUAGGCGGUCAGUCAAUGGCCCUGGCCGAUCAGUAGUUCCAGCUGGACGAACUGUCAGCAGUUCAGGCCCUGGUAGACCAGUGAGCAGCUUUGCACCUGGGCGGACAGUUAGUACCUCAGGUCCCUCUCUGAAGCCCAAAUGCACUGUUGUCUCAGAAACGAUUUCUUCCAAGAAUAUAAUCAGCCGAUCCAGCAAUGGACAGAUGAAUGGAAUGAAGCCUUCCUUAUCUGGCUACAGAUCUGCCCAAGGUCCUCAAAGGCUUCCCUCCCCUGGUAGUUACAAAAGGCAGCGAGAAGAUGAAGAGGAGGAAGAUGAUGAUGAAUAUGACUCUGAAAUGGAAGAUUUUAUUGAAGAUGAAGGAGAACCUCAGGAAGAAAUAUCCAAGCACAUUCGAGAGAUCUUUGGCUAUGACCGAAAAAAAUACAAAGAUGAAAGCGAUUAUGCCUUACGUUACAUGGAGAGUAGUUGGAAAGAGCAGCAGAAGGAAGAAGCAAAGAGUUUAAGACUGGGUAUGCAAGAAGAUUUAGACGAAAUGAGACGUGAAGAAGAAGAAAUGAAACGUCGAAAGGCCAAGAAGCUGAAGAAGCGUUAGCUGCUGCUUUUAUUUAUUUUUGUGAAAUUCUGAAAACAGUCUCCUGCAAGGAAGUCCUGCCUUCAGACUGAAGAAGCCCCUUAUCAUUUUAGAAUUCUACUUGGGUACUCAAGGAGAAGGAAUGCAUACUGUCAUCUAUUUGCAGGCUGUCGUUAGAGCAUAAAGUAUCUUCAGAUACUUUCCAGGGUGAAAUCUGUAAUGCAGAUGACAUAACACCCAGUGAGUGCUCUUACGAAGCUAACUGUUCACAGGUGCCACCCUUGAUCCUGAUGAGCUAUGCACUCUCAUGUGGGGCCGCUCACAAGUCAGCCAAUCUUAUGUUAUUCCUUUGCUACUCUAAAAGGAAAAAAAAAGGAUUGCUCCUUUACUUCCGUAAUUCUGCUGAUGUGUGAGUACGGCACUGCCUGGCUCCCAAUCAAAUUUAUUUUGUCUUUUGAUGAGGAAACUGGCCCUUCCAUUAAUGCUGCCAGCAAUAAAGUGACCUGUCCUAACCUAUAUGUUUUGAUUGAGAACUUGAAAAUGUAGAGUAGCUGUUAUAAUUAUAUGGAUGUCAUUUAUGUGACUUUGAAGUAAAAAGUAGAAUAAAUUGUAUUCUGCAUUAUUCAUGGAUUGGAUGCUGAGCAUUCUUAUUCACUAAUUUAGGUGAUUAGGCAAUUAACAAAAAUUUUUCCAAGUUAAAAUACAAGUUAUGCCAUUUUAUAUAAGAAUAUUCUUUUCCAAGGUUUACUUUCAGAUUUACUGUUAUGUUGGCUUUAGUGUAAAAUAGACAAGGUCACUGUGCUGUUUGAUUUUUAUCUAAAAAUUUCAUUUUUAUAAUUGAAGAAAAAAUACUUAUUUUAUUCAAACAUUAGAUUUGGAAGAGUAAUAAUAGUUUAAAAAAUAAGGAAGUGACAUGUGAGGCUCCCCUCCUCCCCAUUCCGCUCCCCCAUUAUAGAGAUAUUUUGGAAUCCAAGGUGCCCUGGACCUUUUCAUGUUAAUGACUUUGUAUUUUUAUCUUAAAUUCUUUAGUGAUUAACGGUAAAAAACCAAAAACUAAAUUCAUGUGUAUCAAGACCACCACCUUCUCUCUUUGCCCAUAUCGCACUUUUAUUUCAAACUAUGCACUGUGAAGAGAUUUUUUUCCCAGGUGGAAAGGAUGUUCCCUGUUACUGGUAUUUACUAGGCUGUGGAACUUCUUCAUUCUCACCUUUCUUCAAGUCAUAUCUAUAGACUUGUUAUAUCUCUUAAGCCUCAAGUCCAAGCAAUUCCAAUCGGGCUGACCUAGGUUCUGGCUGGAGAGAAGCCAAGUCUCAAGGAAAGUCAGCAACAGAAAAUGAGGUAUGAUGAUGCCAGAGAGCAUUUGUCCUUGACUCUGAGGGUUGGGGACAGUGGGACAUAAGCUUGUAGAACAAUUCUGUAAUAAACAUUGUGGCUAUCUUAAGCCAUUGACUGGUGGGGAUUAGGAAGUAGGUGAGGUUAUCCUACAAGAAUCCUUACUCUUCAACAGGUCUAAAAGUUGUUUUUGUAUAUUCUUUUUUAUCCGUAAAGCUUUCUUUAUUCUCAAGUUUGGGUGUUAUAGAUUAUCACUAUUAGCCUUCCUUAAUGGGAUGACCCAUCCUUAAUGGGAAUACCAGUCCUUUUAAGACUUUUGACUCAUCUUGAAUUGAGUUUCAAACUUUAAAAAUGCAGGAACUUAUUUUUGAAGUUGAAUCCUAUGAAAGGUGUCUUCAUCACUAGGAAUAACACCCUUCUAAUGAUCACAUAGAACUGUUAAACACUGGUGGCAGAAAAGCCUAUUGACUGCCUCUCACCAAUCUCAAAUACCUUCAGUGAAAUUGAUUCAAGGGUAGUGUGAUAUUCCAUGUAAUAAAACAGGUUUGGAACAUGAUUUCCUUUGCUGUCACUUAAUGUGAUGUUUUUUUCCCCCUUCAAAAGUUUGCUUGAAUGUAUUUUUUUCACUAUUCAGACUCGUUGAAAUCUGCAGUUACAAUCAAGUGCUUGUCAUAGCUGAAAGAUUUCUGGUGGCUUAAAGCUUACUAGCACUUUACUCAAUGAUAUUGUGCAGUUAUUUGUACAGAAAGGCACCAUUGUGUUAGCUAAAAGUUCCAGAACUUGGUAGAAAAAGUCAGGUUGUGUCCUUAUGUGUCAUCACUUCUGGGUGCGUUUCUUCUUCUAUAAUACAGAUGUUGAUUUCAGUUUUCUUCAGCAUCAGCAUUAUAAAAGGGCACUCCUGUAGCUCAUUAAAAAAAAAAAAGGUUCUGAAUCUUUUAAUCUUGGCCUUGUUUCCAAAUCCUGUCUUCCAUUUUGUUCUGCAUCUCCUGACCACUCUUAGAAAAAGCUCACAAACCUUUGAAGAAACUGGAAUAGGCUGUUAUUUUAUCAAGUUUACAAAUUAAGUGCUUGAUUUUUAAUGUGUCCUCUACUGUUUUGAUUUUCAGAUUUUAUUAAUAUUUGAAGAUGUGCCUUUUAUUGGAUAAUGAUAAGUCACGAAUGUAGUAAUGUUAUUUCAGUAUUGUAAUAAUGUUACAUGAUCAUGGAUGCGGCAUUCUCAAACACGAUGUGAAGGGAAAGUAGUUUUCAUAAAACUCAUAUAGCUCUGAUUGCACAGUCCCACUUGCUUUAGGUAUUGCUAUGUCAAAGCAGGGGGGACUUUCUUUAAAGGCUACUUUCAGAACUUGUCUUUGUAUUUUCUCUAAACUGUAAAUGCAGUUACGUCCAUUUGGAGGCCAGGGUACCACAUGUCACAGGCAGCCUUACAUGUGUGCCGUGAGAAGGUUCAAAGACUGUUAACAAGAAAGUCUAUGGGAACUCGAAAUUUCAUUUUUUAAUGUAAUCCCCAAGAUCUUUUCCAAGAAAUAAAUUACUGUUUUGUAUUUUAUAACUUAAAAGCAGCUGUUAGUACAUUUCUGAGAUAUAGCAGGAGACCAAAACAUGUUUGGAAAGAGAAUAAAUAUAUGAAGAGAGACCGGUUGUUUUAUUUUCAAUGUGCUGAAUAUAUUAGACUACUAUUUAUUUUGUGAGUGGAUGUGAUGAAAUAAAUAUUCAGGCGUUUAGUGUAUGAUUAAGAGUGGAAUAUAGAUGUCUUUGGAGUUAUUAAAUCCAUGUCUUUUACAUAAUGGACAAAUCAAGUUUAAAGAAACAUUUACAUAGCAUAGCUUGUUUUCUGGUGCUGUUGACCUGCAAGAGAAUCUACUUUUGCAUAUACAGAUAAAAGUUUUGCAAUUUAUGUAUAAAAGACAUUGUAGGCAUUAAAAAUAUUUUAUUGAUAUUUUCA